This is a messenger RNA of Entamoeba histolytica HM-1:IMSS, 423 nucleotides long. RefSeq lists its product as uncharacterized. The transcript has a single exon. Bases 1 to 423 code for a protein of 140 amino acids. NCBI's taxonomy places the organism in Eukaryota, Evosea, Mastigamoebida, Endamoebidae. The record is from RefSeq and is a predicted model, not a curated record.
AUGUAUAAUAAUUUAGGACUACGAACAGUCCGUGGAACUGGUACUUCUGGGUAUGUUCAAAUGAGUAAAUCAUAUCUAAAAAAGAAUACUGAAAAUGUUGGUAGUCAGUACUAUAUGACCAAACCAAAAAAGAAUAAUUUCAUGGAUCAGGAGAUUAUUGAACAUGAAUUACGUAGAAAAAUAGAAAUUAUGGUAUUAGAAUGGGUAGAAAAAAAUUGUAAAACAAUGGAUGAGAAAGCAAAACAAGAAAAAAUUAAAGAACAAAGAAAAUAUUAUCAAGAAAAAAUUAACGAUGAAAUAAUUAAUAAAAAAAAAGAAUUAGAAAGAAUUAGAAGAGCUUGUAAAGUAAAAGAAAGUCCAGAUAAAGACUUUGAUAUUACCACAGAAGUAUUAAAAAGAAUUAUUGAAGAAAAUAAUAACUAA